UCUCCCCGUGAAACCGAAAAGCUGGAGCUGCCGUCGAUCUCGCAGGUCCACACCCGCGGUCCUGCUGACGCCCCCUGGUACAAUCACCACGCCGUCGAUCGUCCAUUAUUGCCAGGCGACAAGCUCCCCGCACUCAGCCUACCGACGGCCUCUCAGAUUCCAUCGCGCUUCGUCUAUCCAGACCCGAGCUCCGUCAGCUCAAGCGCCCGUACAAGCUUGUCCAGCGCCGCUUCCCUUCACGAGCCCAGAAGCCCCCCUCCAUCUGAAUUGGGGGCCCAAGGUCGCCUCUCACUGGAUUCGGAGUACCAAGUCGCCCAAGAGGGCUAUUACCCCAGCCCAACCUCGCUUGGCACUAUGAAUCAGGCUCAACCCUACAUGGAUGUUCAUUCCCAUAUGUCCUCCGCUCAACCUUACGCUUCGCAAGCCCCCACCGCUGGUGCCAUGUCGCACUACCCUUAUCACCAGCAGCCCCCGGUGCUGCAGCCUGCAUCAUCCUAUGCUCCGCACUCCUACCCGCAGUACGGCUAUCCCAAUGGCGUGACGUCCCCGCCGACUGGACACCCACCUCCUGCGAGCUCCAUGGCCGGUCAGAUGCCCGCUCAGUUGUUGCCUCUCCCUGUGAACCAUUCCGCGGCCCCACCGGGAUACGGGAACAACACCGGAGCACCGUUGCAAGGCUUCGUCUACGAUUCCACGGGUCAGGUGGCACCUCCAGGAGCCAAGCCUCGCGUCACAGCGACUCUGUGGGAGGAUGAGGGUAGUCUCUGCUACCAAGUGGAAGCCAAGGGAGUCUGCGUCGCUCGGAGAGAGGACAACCACAUGAUCAACGGUACAAAACUACUGAACGUGGCUGGCAUGACCCGUGGCCGUCGCGAUGGGAUCCUGAAGAGCGAGAAGUUGCGCCAUGUCGUGAAAAUUGGCCCGAUGCAUUUGAAGGGUGUCUGGAUUCCGUUCGAGCGCGCAUUGGAGUUUGCAAACAAGGAGAAAAUCACGGAUCUUUUGUAUCCGCUCUUCGUGCAUAAUAUUGGUGGUCUGCUGUACCACCCGGCAAAUCAGACUCGGACCAACUUGGUGGUGCAAGAAUCCCAGGCUCGACGCAUGGAAGGACCCCAGCGUACUCCGACCGCACCUCAGCCCUCGACUCUGCAUCACCACGCGAUGCAGACCCCAAUGUCCUCGCACAUGUCUCAACCAUCGUCCAUGGGCGGUGGCCCGCGCCCAGGCAUUGACCGCGCGAACACCUUUCCCACCCCGCCCGCUAGUGCAUCGAGUUUGAUGGGAGUGACCAACCAGGGGAGCUCAUAUGAAUGGGGUGGCCAGGGAAUGAACUCGGGAGUGCCACAACAACAGCAGCCUCUGUCAAUUGACACCGCGCUGAGCAACCAACGUUCCAUGCCGACCACCCCGGCCACUACUCCCCCCCGGUAA
Penicillium waksmanii is the source of this 1428-nucleotide messenger RNA. RefSeq names its product KilA-N domain-containing protein. Lineage: Eukaryota; Fungi; Ascomycota; Eurotiomycetes; Eurotiales; Aspergillaceae. The annotation marks the transcript as partial. The transcript is spliced from 5 exons. The record is from RefSeq and is a predicted model, not a curated record. Gene Ontology annotation, molecular function: sequence-specific DNA binding; DNA-binding transcription factor activity. Gene Ontology annotation, cellular component: nucleus. Gene Ontology annotation, biological process: positive regulation of transcription by RNA polymerase II.